AGCGCAUUCGCGUUCCCUACGGCGCGGCGGUUGAACCUGGGCCGCUCUGGGAAGGCGGUUGCGAUGGCUGGCUGCAAUGUUAAUGCGGCGUCUCCCCCAAUCGAGUUGACUCCGCUUAUCCGGAAACUUCGGCACGAGCUGUCUGAAAUCAGAGAAAGAGCGCUUAAGAACAUUUUAUCUAAAUUAAAUCAUAAUUUGAUUACGUAUGACGAUUUGGUUCAAGAAAAGCUACUAUUUAUCAGCCUUUUAGAAUGGUUCAAUUUUCCUGUUGUACCUAUGAAGGAAGAAGUUUUGGACUUAGUGACCAACUUGUUAAAGUGUCCUUAUGUUGUGGAACAAUUGGUUGGGAUUGGGGCAGUAGAGUUCUUCACUCAGCUUCGUCCCAAUGUGGAUGCUAGUCUUCAAGCAGUGAUUGAUGGGAUUCUAGAUGGUCUGUUUGUGUUACCUUCAGACGUUAUCUUGGAUUAUCACACAAAGCUCUCUGAAGCUGGACCAGAAGCUAAUCCAGGUAGCCCUCAACUUACAACCAUUUGUCUGAAGACAGUUCAACAUUAUGAGACUGAAGAAAAUGACUUACAACCAGUACUCACGCUUACAACAGUAAUUCUCAAAGAACCUCAUGCUGGAUAUUUUCAUCAAGGAAAAAAUCAUUCACAAGAGUCAGAAACACCACCCAAACAGCCAACUGCCAAAUUGGGCUAGUGAUUUGAGGAGCCUGCAGCUGGCUUGUGGAGUCAACCAUUGGAGCGCGAUUCUUCGACUCGCAAGUAUACUUCCUA
Messenger RNA from Ahaetulla prasina, 779 nucleotides. RefSeq names its product rotatin-like. The transcript is spliced from 6 exons. NCBI's taxonomy places the organism in Eukaryota, Metazoa, Chordata, Lepidosauria, Squamata, Colubridae. Gene Ontology annotation, biological process: ciliary basal body organization; centriole replication; centriole-centriole cohesion. Bases 64 to 702 code for a protein of 212 amino acids. The record is from RefSeq and is a predicted model, not a curated record. Gene Ontology annotation, cellular component: centriole; centrosome; ciliary basal body.